AUGGUUCACGCAUUCACCAUCAAGCCCGCCACGCCCGACGAUGUGGGCAUGCUCCUGACCAUGAUGGUCGACUCUGCGACCGAGGACGGCCACCCGACCGCGGUCGUCGCGACGCAGCAGCACUACCGCGACGCGAUGGCCGGCGGCUUCGUGAACGCCAUCAUCGCGUACACGUCUGACGGCCAAGCGGCGGGCUUUGCGCUGUACUCCUGGUUCUUCCUGCCCGAGCACGGCCUGCCCGCUCUGGACAUUCUGGACCUCUACUCCUCCGCAGCCCUCAAGGGCGGGAAGGAGGGUGACCGCGCGCAGCUGAACCGCAUGCUCUUCUCCGCGUGCUGCCAGAUUGCAGAGAAGCACAAGGCUGGCGCCGUCGAGUGGCGCGUCAGCCCCAACAAUAAGGAGAAGGGCCAGUUUGCUGAGUCCAUUGGCGCUCUGCCCGAUAAGAACCAGGUCCACAUGCUCAUCACGGGGCAGCAGAAUGUGGCCGAGAUCGCGCGCAUCACCGACCAGAAGCUGCCGUGGAUCAACCAGUAA
Molecule: messenger RNA, 534 nt
Organism: Trichosporon asahii var. asahii CBS 2479
Lineage: Eukaryota; Fungi; Basidiomycota; Tremellomycetes; Trichosporonales; Trichosporonaceae
Exons: 2
Coding region: 1-534 (177 amino acids)
Source: RefSeq, a predicted model, not a curated record